Triplophysa rosa is the source of this 1400-nucleotide messenger RNA. RefSeq lists its product as uncharacterized. Lineage: Eukaryota; Metazoa; Chordata; Actinopteri; Cypriniformes; Nemacheilidae. The transcript has 2 exons. The coding region runs from base 598 to 1260 and encodes 220 amino acids. The record is from RefSeq and is a predicted model, not a curated record.
GAUAUUUGGAUUUGGAAAGACAGGUAAAUAAAUAAUUCUCCUGUCUAUUAUUAUUAAAUAAAAUAAAAAACAAACAUUCUCGUUUCUAUUGUUAUUAUAUAAAAGAAAACAAACAAACAAAAACCCAAAGUCAAUGUUGAAAAGUAGGACAGCAGCUUUUUUGUUCAAAUCUUCAUAUGGAACAGAAAAGCUGAGUGGACUACUGGAGUUUUUUUACUUUGUCAUGUGAUCAGGUGUAACGGAUGGGGCUGUGGGGGUGUAGUGAACAGGGGUGGGAGGGGCUGGAUUGCAAUCUGUUGCAGCAGUGCUUCUGCUGUUGCCUAUUUGCCCCGAAAUUACAGUGGCCCCUCCUCUGUAUUUAUUCAAGACCCUGCCUGGAUCUGCAUUCAUUUGCUGUUUAAGCCCUGUUUGCGGACAAGGAAUAACUGACCGGGGAAGACAAUCAGAUUUAUUAAAGGCAGUAAAGCAUCUUUAGCCCUGUCUGAGGACCAGUUUGUUGUUACCAAACUUCCCAAACCAAGCCUGGAGCAGAAUAGAGGAGACCCCGGUCCCUGGCAGAUUGACAGUCUGGUGGAGUCCUGGGCGUCUGUUAGCGAUAUGGAACCAGCGGUUCGAAAUCUAGAAACCAGUGAGAUAGUCGUGGUUUCAGAGGACCAAAGUGAGAACCACUCCUCAACCUCUGACAUCAUCCAUCUAGAGGCAGGUCGGGUGGAAUCAGAUGAAGAGGAGGAGGACCUCCAGACCAGCAUGAUGAGCAUGCUAGGCAGUGAAAAGGAGCUGGCUGAAAUGAGGGCGGAGAUUGAAGCCGAAUCUGAUCUCAGACCUCCAGAGACUGUAGAAAUUCUGAUGUGUGUGGAAGACCCACUAGUGGAGGAGAUUGAGCUGGAGGACACCUCUCAGCUUGUUUUCACUCAUACCGCUCUUCUGUCUGAACCUUCAGAUUUUACCCUUGCCUCUGUCCCCAUACCGGAAAUCAUUUCACAGGUUUUAGAACAUCUCCCAUCGCCACAAGAACUUCCUUGGACACCAUCCUCUACUCUUACCCUCUUAGAAGAGGCCCAUACCUUUGAGUCUAGUGAUGCUACUGGCAUAUCUCAAGAGCAUACAUCAUCAUCUUUAGAGGGUGUAGGCCUAGUUCCAAAUACAGAUACUUCAGGAACCCCCACCAGUUCUUUCUUUGAUAUUCCUGUGUUGCUAGUUGGUGGCGCUGCCCUGAUGGCAGUAGUGGGAGUACUUGCAUUUACAUUGAAUAGAAAGUAGCAGGACCAUAUAGACUGUAUUUCUUUUUAAUAGUUUUUAACAAUAAAACUAUUUUGGGGUAGAAAUGCUAUGUUUUUAAAUGCUAUUAGGUUUCCUGUUUUGUUAUUGUCUGUUAUUGUCCCCUAAUAAAAAUGUAAUUG